AUGAUCGGGUCCGUGACUACGCUAUAUAAAGCUUACCAGUUAACUAAUGAGGCGUAUCGCCAGUUGUUUCGCAGUUUUAAGAAAACUGAAUCAGAAACUUAUGUUGAAUUUGUGACCAAGAAACAAAAUAGUUUUGAUAAAUGGACUAGGUCGUUAGAAAUAGGAAAUAGUUUUGCCAAAUUACGGGAGGCCAUGAUUCUAGAGGAAGUUAAAAGUUGUUUACCACCGGCUGUUAAGCUACAUUUAUCUGACCAAGGUAUUGAAAGUGUGAAAGGUGCCGCGGAGGUUGCGGACCAUUAUACUCUGAUUCAUAAAACUAGUCAGUCUCAAUCAGGUUUUGUGAGGUUUAACGAGGUUGGACGAAGAAAUAGUGUUCAGGCAGGUUCUAGUUGGAAUAACGGUGGCAAUACUAGAGGUAAUGUGGGUACCACUAUUGGUAAGGCUAGCUCGGUGAGUGAUAGUGCCAAGUACGGUUUUGCCAGACAGCGGCCUGGUUCGUUAGGCGGUAGUCAGUUGUCUGCUAAGGCUAAAUCAUUCCAACCACGUUGUACGUACUGUAAGAUGACAAAUCACACAGCGGAGACGUGCUUUCGACGACAACGAGACAAUAAGCAGGUAGUGGGUUUAGUCAGGACUGAGACCGAGUUCAACACUUUGUCAUUGCCACGUGAGCGACAAAGAUAUGAGAAUGAAAAUGGUAAAAACUGGGAUCAGGGAAUACCUUUUGUACUGUUCGCUGCACGAGACUCUAAGCAGGAGUCUUUAGGCUUUUCCCCAUUCGAGUUGGUUUACGGUCACACCCCUAAAGGCCCACUCAAACUAGUGAAGAGUAGUUGGAUCAAGGAGGAUAGCUCCGAUCAUCUACUAAAUUACGUAGCUAAAAUCAAAAAUAGAUUAUGGCAGGCAACUCAGUUAGCAAAUAAACACUUAGCUAAUGCCCAGACAAAAAUUAAAUCAUACUUUGACAGGAAAGCAAAAGUUAGGGAAUUCAAAGUAGGUGAAAAAGUUUUAAUGUAUUUACCCCUACCUAAAUCAUCCAUGCAAAACAAGUACUUUGGCUCAUUUUCGAUUGCACGCCGGGUUAGUGACACUGGUUAUGUUGUCAACACGCCAGGUCGACGCAGGGCUACGAAAUAUUGCCAUAUCAACCUGUUAAAUCCCUACCGUGAACGUCUCGCGACUCAACCGACCAUGGCAGUGGAUUUGGAACCAAAUGAACCAGGUGAUGACCCCAGUGACACUUCAGAUAUCCGGCUUUCUAAUAGCGAAGUGUUGACAAAUCUGAACCAUGUGCUGUGCUAUCUUCAAGGUACAUGUAAAGAUGAACUUACUGAUACAAUCAACGAGUUUACGGAUCUGUUUCCGGAUGCACCAAGGGUGACAGACAUCAUGGUCCAGGAUAUCGAACUCGAGAGUGAUACGGUUAUACCUAUAAAGCUGCACGCGUAUCGACCGAAUGGAAAUUUUAGGUUGUGCGCUGAUUUGCGAAAGGUGAACCAGCUGAUAAAAGGUGACUCGUACCCACUUCCUAGGUUGGAUGAUUGCAUCGAUAGUGUCGGGAAUUCGAACUAUAUAUCAAAGUUAGAUUUGCUCAAAGGCUACUUACAAAUUCUUCUGUCAGAACGGGCUAAACAGAUUUUGGCCAUCGUCACCCCAGACGGACUCUAUCAAUUUAGGGUGAUGCCUUUUGGACUCAAAACGGCACCUGCUGCUUUCCAGCGACUCAUGAACUGUGUUCUUGAAGACUUGCCAAAUGUCCGUGUAUAUUUGGACGAUGUGGUAAUUGCCAACAAUACAUGGCAAGAUCAUAUUCAUGACAUCAAAACUGUGUUCACACGACUCCGAGAUGCUAAACUCACAGUCAACCUGACCAAGUGUGAAUUCGGAAAAGCCCAGGUGACCUUUUUGGGACAUGUGGUUGGUCUUGGGAAAGUAGCUCCUAUCACAGCCAAAGUGGACUGCAUCCUGAAAUAUCCUCUGCCCACCACGAGGAAAGAAGUUCGGCGUUUCCUGUGGAUGGCCAGGUACUACCGGGGUUUCUGUCCAAACUUUGCUACGGUCGCAGCCCCAAUCACUGCACUAUUAAAAAAGGGAACCAGUUUCCAGUGGACAGAGCAAUGUACGCAAGCAUUCACUCUUUUGAAGAACUUAUUGUGUACCGCUCCUAUAAUGGCAGCACCAGACUACCAAAAACCUUUCAAGCUACCAGUGGAUGCAAGUGACGUCGCAUGUGGUGGUGUCCUAUUUCAAGAGGACGCCCAAGGUCUGGACCACCCUGUGAGUUUCUUUUCAAAGAAAUUUAAUAAACACCAGUUAAAUUAUUCUACUGUGGAGAAGGAAGCCCUUGGACUUGUCACCACAUUAAAACAUUAUGAAAUAUAUGUGAAAGCGGCCAGCCAUCCAGUAACAGUAUACACCGACCACAACCCGCUUACGUUCAUCAAUCACAUGAAGAGCACGAAUCAACGCAUCCUGAGAUGGAGCCUGAUGCUACAGGAGUACUCCCUCUCCAUUCAGCACAUUGCAGGAUCAUGCAAUAUAAUGGCUGAUUCCUUGUCAAGGAUAUGA
Gigantopelta aegis is the source of this 2568-nucleotide messenger RNA. RefSeq lists its product as uncharacterized. Gene Ontology annotation, molecular function: nucleic acid binding. The transcript is spliced from 3 exons. The record is from RefSeq and is a predicted model, not a curated record. Bases 1 to 2568 code for a protein of 855 amino acids. Lineage: Eukaryota; Metazoa; Mollusca; Gastropoda; Neomphalida; Peltospiridae.